Cornus florida is the source of this 1523-nucleotide messenger RNA. RefSeq lists its product as uncharacterized. The transcript has 8 exons. The record is from RefSeq and is a predicted model, not a curated record. The coding region runs from base 206 to 1216 and encodes 336 amino acids. NCBI's taxonomy places the organism in Eukaryota, Viridiplantae, Streptophyta, Magnoliopsida, Cornales, Cornaceae.
UUUUCCACAUUUAAACAACACAAAACUGUUUUUGUGUUUACUUACAGGGGAGAGAGAGAGCUGACUUUGUUUACAGAAACGAUUGGGUAGGGAGAGAGAGAGUUGUCACUGCUUACAGAAACAAUUGGGUAGGGAGAGAGAUUGGGGGUUUGGGUAGGGAGAGAUAGCUGUCUCUGUUUACCGAAACAAUUGGUUAGAGAGAGAGAUGGGCAACCCCUCUCUCUCCAUCAGAUUCACCUUCGUCCUCUCUCUCUCUCUAGCAGCAACUUACACAACCUCAUCACAUUCAUCAUCAUCAACAUGUCUCUUCUUUCUCAGAUCCCAUUCAUCUCCAACACCUCCCAUACCCAAAGCCUCCGCCUCCGACCUACUCUCUCUCCUCGGCACCCCACAACAAGCCUCGGCAAUCAACCCCAAAGAAGCCCAACAACUCAAGUCCUGCCUCAAAUUCCUCGUCCCCUUGUCUCCGACUCAACUCGCCACUCACUCCAUCGCUCCUCAACUCAAAUCCAUCCGCCCUAAGACUUGGACCGAACAAAAUCAACUCAUUUGGUGGCCGCCGACACCGGUGAUGGAGCUCGCUCGCCUGGCCGUCGAUUCCGGCGGUGAUCCGGCCGCCAUUCAACGUGCCCUAGAUCCAACGAUCAUUACGGUACCCGAUAUUGAAGGAUCAAAGGAGAACCGAUGCGAGCUUACUAGAACUCCGUAUGGGAGACGCUUUAUAAAUGAGGAAUUGAAUUCUUACCUCGAAUUUCUAUUUGAAAUUAUUGCUGCUCGAGCUCCCAGUAUAGGGUUAAAUAUAUCCUUAAAUCGCUAUGACUUAUUUCAUGGUCACAUUUUUCUUGCCACCGACACUGGAAGGCUUGGUAUUUUGUUCCAUGCUAAAGAAUACCCAGCAUAUGAAAAGAAAGUGUUUCCAUACAAUAUGGGCUACUGCCAAAAAGGGUCUAAUGUGACUUAUGGUGAUUCAAUGAAUUUGCGAAACAUUCUAUGGCUGGCUCCACUGCCAAGUAAUUCCGCUAAAGCUUGGUUGGCACCUGGAGUCCUCGUGGUCUUGGAUGCACAUCCAGGAGGAAUCAUAUAUACAGAUCUCAUACCUGAAUAUGUGAACUAUGCGAGGACCAUCUAUGAAGAUGAUCUCGGGGAUGUUGUUGCUGAUGUCAAUUACCUGAAUGUCGGAGGUGCUGUGUCUGAUUAUCAGAUUUUCAUUUGCUAAUGUCCUCCUGAAGUGCUUACCAAUUAUCUAAUGCGCUGAAUGUAUUCAUGGCGGCUCCAAAUUCCCGACUGUGGCACCGAUGUCAAGAUCCAAGGUCCAGGGACAGAGUAUCUCGCUUUUUCAUCGACGAUGCCCACCCUUAUCAGCAAUUGCUGCUAUAACACUGCUUUUUCUUGGUGUUUUCCUUUUUAUACAUACACAUGGAUGUUCAUGUAAAAAAACAGUCAUGUGGUUGGGUGGCUGGUUUGUUGGUGUAUUUGAAAUACUGAAUGGUGAAAUUCUGCUUAUAAAAUUUAUAUUGUAUAAA